Messenger RNA from Platichthys flesus (European flounder), 1559 nucleotides. RefSeq lists its product as uncharacterized. The record is from RefSeq and is a predicted model, not a curated record. Bases 34 to 1101 code for a protein of 355 amino acids. Gene Ontology annotation, molecular function: protein dimerization activity. Lineage: Eukaryota; Metazoa; Chordata; Actinopteri; Pleuronectiformes; Pleuronectidae. The transcript has 3 exons.
UUACAUUGCUAUGCACACCAGCUGAAUUUGAUCAUGCAGCAAGCCACUUCUCAGGUCCCAGCAUUGAGGGUUUUUUUCUCGGAUCUGAAUGGCAUUUCUAGCUUUUUUAGUCGGUCACCCAAACGCACCACCAUCCUCGACCAGGUUGUUGCACGGAGGCUGCCAAGAGCAUCGGCCACAAGAUGGAACUUCAACAGCAGGGUCGUGAACAAAGUCUAUGAGAACCUAGAUGACCUCAUAGAGUGUUUUGAAGCCAUCAGCACAGACGGCUCAUUUGACUGCACCACAGUGAGGGAGGCAUCUGGCUACCUGAGGAUGCUGCAGGACGAUGACUUCAAGUUUUUCCUGCAUCUAUUUCAUCAAAUCAUGCCUCACGUUGACAUUAUGUACCAACAGCUGCAGAAGAAGGACAUUGAUGCAGUCUUCAUCAAACGUGCUCUGCAGAGCUUCACAAGCAGUGUUCAAGCCAUACGGGACCAGAGCUCAUCUCCAGAGCAGCAGCAAGUAGCAGCAGGAACUACAGGAAAAAGGAGGGCCUUGGGAGAGCAAGACAAGCAGAGGCUGUCUAAGGAGGUCUGUGACACCAUCUUGGGCCAUGCAAACGAGAGGUUCUCUUUCACAAGCCACCUUGUGAGUGCAACGCUGCUACAAGGAGACCUGUUUGAGCAGUACUGCCAUGUGUUCCCUGAUGAGGCUCUGAACACCACUGCCAAGGCAUACCCCAUGCUGAAUAAGGCGAAGCUCAAGACUGAACUGUCCCUUAUCUACGAGAGUCCAGAUUUCAAGGGCUGCAGUGGUGCAUUGGCACUCUACCAGGUUCUACAGAGGAACAACCUCCACGAGACCCUAUCUGAGACUGUGGCUCUGUUGAACAUCCUCAUAAUCACUCCCAUGACAACUGCUGAAGCUGAGAGGUGUUUCUCGACCUUAAAGAGAAUCAAGACAUUCCUGCGAAACUCAAUGGGACAGGAUCGUCUCAAUGCUCUGGCCAUGCUUUCCAUGGAGAGGGAACUAGUCAGGAACAUGCCUGAUUUUAAUGAGAGGGUCAUUGAUCACUUUGCUGCUUUGAAAGAGAGACGAGCAAAAUUUCAAUACAAGUGAGAAAUGUUGUUUUAAUGUUGUUGUGUUGUUGCACUACUCAAAUGUUGAAUUGGAAAUAGCUGUAUUAAUUGCAUAUCAUUAGCCAAUUUUUUUGUUUGCUUUGUAAUGUACAUGUGUCUUAUGGGUAAAUUCUUGUUAAAUAGCACCCAAUGUUUUGAUUAUCACCUUGGAUCAUUCUUGUUUUAGGAAUACUGUAAAUAUUGCAAUGAGUAGGCUAUGCCACUAGUUUUUAUAUAUGCUGUCAUCAAGUUGUGUGAUGAGAACUGUAAAUAUUAUAAUUACUAGGCUAUGCUAACAUCCAUUUUUUUGUUAAAUCAGAACACAACUGCUGCACUUAAAAUAAAUGUUAUCAGAUGGAGAAAGAGUAUUGUGAUUUAUUGUAAAGCAGUCUCUUUUAACUUUCCGAGGUAUUUAAGGAGGCAAAAUGGUAGAUGAAAAUGUACCGUUAGAUGACCACA